Metarhizium acridum CQMa 102 is the source of this 597-nucleotide messenger RNA. RefSeq lists its product as uncharacterized. Lineage: Eukaryota; Fungi; Ascomycota; Sordariomycetes; Hypocreales; Clavicipitaceae. The record is from RefSeq and is a predicted model, not a curated record.
AUGCGUUUCACCACCUUCCUCGUUUCUGGCGCUCUCGCUGCCGUUGCUGUCGCUCAGUCUGCCACCACUUCUGCCAGUGUCGCUGAAUCAUCCGCCGAAGCCUGUCUGAAGAACUGCCCGGAAAGUGAUGUAAACUGCAGGGCUCACUGCAUCGCUGUUCCUUCUCCCAAUGAUCAGAACAUCGCAAACACCGAUGCGUGUAUCAGAAAAUGCAAUCAGGGCGACGGCAGCGCAGAACAGUCCAAGGCAUACGGGGAGUGCAAAAAGGCUUGCGAGGAGAAGUACUACUACGUCUCCAGCGGGGGAACUCCCCAAGCUACUGGAGGUACCGGUAACAACGGUAACAGCGGCGGUUCUGCAUCUGGCUCUGACGCCUCGCCCACUGCCACUGCCACUGCCACCGGCACUGGCGCUUCUCCUUCUCGCUCUGCCUCUGGUACUGGUUCUUCUGGCUCCCGGACCACUGGCUCGGGGUCUGCAUCGGGUACCCAGACUGGCACCGGAGCUUCUGCUACCAAGACUGGCGCCGCUGCCGGCCUCACUAUUGGCUCGUCUGGUGCCUUUGUCGGCGCCCUUGCUGCCCUUCUUGCUCUGUAA